Messenger RNA from Mustela erminea (ermine), 2224 nucleotides. RefSeq names its product Pim-3 proto-oncogene, serine/threonine kinase (gene PIM3). NCBI's taxonomy places the organism in Eukaryota, Metazoa, Chordata, Mammalia, Carnivora, Mustelidae. The transcript has 6 exons. The coding region runs from base 311 to 1291 and encodes 326 amino acids. Gene Ontology annotation, cellular component: cytoplasm. Gene Ontology annotation, biological process: regulation of mitotic cell cycle; protein autophosphorylation; negative regulation of apoptotic process. Gene Ontology annotation, molecular function: protein serine/threonine kinase activity; ATP binding. The record is from RefSeq and is a predicted model, not a curated record.
CGCGGAGGGAUACGGUCGCCGCGGCCCAAAAGCCCGGGGCGAGGCGGCCGGGGCGUGUGAGCGGCUCUCUGCGCGCGUGCACGCGGUCCACGCGCGGCUCGGCCCGGGGCCCCUGCGCCGCGCGGACUGCCUCGCCCGAGCGGGUCUCGGCGCUACCGCUUCGCGCCGCGGCCGCGUCCGUCCGAGGCUCGGGGCCCCGCGCGGCGCCGGGAGGCCGCCCUCUCGCGUCUGCGGCCGCGCGGGGAGCCGGGCCGGUGAGCGGCGGCGGAGAGCCCGGGGGCCGCGGGCCCGCGCGCCGCUGCCGCCCGCGAUGCUGCUCUCCAAGUUCGGCUCCCUGGCGCACCUGUGCGGGCCGGGCGGCGUGGACCACCUCCCGGUGAAGAUCCUGCAGCCAGUCAAGGCGGACAAGGAGAGCUUCGAGAAGCUGUACCAGGUGGGCGCCGUGCUGGGCAGCGGCGGCUUCGGCACCGUCUACGCGGGCAGUCGCCUCGCCGACGGGCUCCCGGUGGCCGUGAAGCACGUGGUGAAGGAGCGGGUGACCGAGUGGGGCAGCAUCGGCGGCGCGGCCGUGCCCCUCGAGGUGGUGCUGCUGCGCAAGGUGGGCGCGGCGGGCGGCGCGCGCGGCGUCAUCCGCCUGCUGGACUGGUUCGAGCGGCCCGACGGCUUCCUGCUGGUGCUGGAGCGGCCCGAGCCGGCGCAGGACCUCUUCGACUUCAUCACGGAGCGCGGCGCCCUGGACGAGCCGCUGGCGCGCCGCUUCUUCGCGCAGGUGCUGGCCGCCGUGCGCCACUGCCACGGCUGCGGGGUCGUGCACCGCGACAUCAAGGACGAGAACCUGCUGGUGGACCUGCGCUCGGGCGAGCUGAAGCUCAUCGACUUCGGCUCGGGCGCGCUGCUCAAGGACACGGUGUACACCGACUUCGACGGCACCCGGGUGUACAGCCCCCCGGAGUGGAUCCGCUACCACCGCUACCACGGGCGCUCGGCCACGGUGUGGUCCCUGGGCGUGCUGCUCUACGACAUGGUGUGCGGGGACAUCCCUUUCGAGCAGGACGAGGAGAUCCUCCGCGGCCGCCUCUUCUUCCGGAGGAGGGUCUCCCCAGAGUGCCAGCAGCUCAUUCAGUGGUGUCUGUCCCUGCGGCCCUCGGAGCGGCCCUCGCUGGACCAGAUCUCCGCGCACCCCUGGAUGCUCGGAGCCGAGGGGGGCCCCGCCGAGAGCUGUGACCUGCGGCUCUGCGCGCUGGAUGUGGACGACGGGGCCAGCACCACGUCCAGCAGUGAGAGCUUGUGAGGAGGAGCCUGGGCCUGGCCGGUGGGAGCCGGAGGGACCAGCCCCGCCCGAGCCGGCUGCUGCUUGCGGAAGCGGUGACCUCUGGCGCCGGGCUCUCUUCUUUGCUUUUGAGUGCCUUUCCGAACGCUGCUCUCACGGGACUUGGUCCUCUCAAGCUCUGUCUGUCCAAAGACGCCCCGGUCGACGUGAGGUCCGGCCCGGGCCAGGCAGGUGCGGGACCCUGAGACUGUCCCUCUCCUGCGCUGCUCUGGGCGGCUGCCGUGCUGGCCCUCCGCGCCUCCCGCAUCGGACUGUGGGACCAGGAGCACGUCCCGUGGCCUCAUCUCACCAGGGACGCGGGGUCCCUUGUGCCCACUUCCCGCGCCCGCUCGCCUCCGGUAUUCGUCCGGGCACGUCUGUGCACAAACAAUGCAACAGCGGGGCCUCUGCUGCCCGCGCGCCCGUGCCCACCCGAGGGUGUGUGCGCCUGCGCUCGUCUGCUUCUGGUCUGACCCCGAGGAGGGCUAUUUAUUGUCUAAUUUAUUCGUGAGGUUCUCUCCUGCCAGCGCCCCUGGCACCUCUGGGCCUGGAGGGCGGGGCGUGGCUGUGUGUGGACCCCAGGUCCUGAUCCUACCUGUGUCUGUCGGAAGAUGGACUUGUACAGCGGCUAAUUUAAGGGGCGAGGGGGACCCCCGCCGCCUGUGGCUCUGUGCCUCGGGGGUGAGGGGAGUCGGGUAGGGGUGGGUUUUAAAUUAUUGACCUUGUACAGUUUGCUUGUUGGCUCUGGAGGUGGGGGGUGGGGGGACAGAGUCUCAAGCGUUAAUUUAUUGUAGCAGCUGUGUUUCCGGGUCGCGGGGUGCGGGCACCGGGUUGGGGUUUCUUUCCGCUCCCAAGUGAGAUGCCGGGAGAUCAUAUUUUUUAUACAGGAUUUCAAUUAAAUUGUUUUGUAUAUAA